Molecule: messenger RNA, 480 nt
Organism: Lodderomyces beijingensis
Lineage: Eukaryota; Fungi; Ascomycota; Pichiomycetes; Serinales; Debaryomycetaceae
Source: the annotation of a GenBank genome assembly
AUGCCCGUGGACCCAGAAAAGUUAGCCAAGUUGCAAAAGUCCACAGCCAAGAAGGUUGGAGGAUCUAGGGUCAAAGCCAAGAAGGGAGUGAAGACCGAACAGGACGACACCAAGUUGAUCGAAACCUUGGGAAAAUUGAAAGCCACCAAGAUCGAGGGAGUCGAAGAGGCUAAUUUCUUCAAAGACGAUGGAAAAGUUUUACACUUCAACAGGGUUGGCGUUCAAGGUGCCCCAGCUUCAAACACUUUUGCUUUCACGGGAUACCCUCAAGAAAAGAACAUUACCCAGUUGAUUCCACAAAUCUUACCACAAUUGGGUGCUGAGAACUUGGAAAUCUUGAGGCAAUUGGCCGAGCAAAUCCAAGCUGGCAAGAAUCCUAAGGACUUUGGAACUGGUGCUGGAGAAUCCACAGGAACUGCUGAGGAGGGCAACGACGAUAUCCCUGACUUGGUUGACCAAAAGUUUGAUGACGUUGAGUAA